AUGACGCGGGAGGGCGCGGGCGGCGGCGCGGCGGGCGGCGGGCGGCCCUCGCCCCGCCGUGGCGCGGCGCAGGCGGCGGGCGGCCCCGCGCCGCACGACGAGCGGCGGCGGGCCGAGCUGGAGGCGCUGCGGGCCGAGCUGGAGGGCGAGCGGCUGCGCUCGCACGAGCUGCGCCGCCGCUUCGCCGCCGAGGCGCGCGAGCUGAAGGAGGCGGCGGCGCGGGAGCGGCGGCGCUUGGCCGAGCGGCUGCGCUCCAAGUGGGAGCAGCAGCAGGCGCGGGAGCUGCAGCGGCUGCGCGAGCUGAGCCGGCGGCAGCGCGCGGCCGAGAUCCGGCAGCUGCUGCGCUGGAAGGAGGCGGAGCUGCGCGAGGCGCAGGAGCUGCUGCGGCGGGAGCGCGACGCCGCCGUGCGCCAGGCGCGGGAGCUGCAGCGGACCCCCCGGCCCUGCUCCUGGGAGAGCCUCAUCACGGCCGGCACGCCGGAGGGCGAAGGCGGCCGYGCGCUCCACGGCAGCCCGGGCAAAUCUCGCUCCAAACCAGAGGAGCAGCUCGGCCCAAUCCAGGCGGAGCUGGAGGACAGCGAGAGCCCGGACGUGGGGCAGUGGAUGAUCCCCAGGGGUUUCAAAGACGCCUCCCUGCAGGAGGAAGGCGACAGYGCGGAGUUUCUGCCGGAGGCCCUGGGGGAGGACCUGGUGCUGCAGUGCCUGGACUCCCCCCCUGAAGGGAAGCCGGGCGCCCGCGGGCCCGUAGGAGAGGGCAGUAUCCAGAGAGCAGGGCAGCAGCAGGACUGGCUGCUCGACAGCAGGUACCAGGAGCUGGUGGAGGAGAACAGCCACCUGCAGAGUGCCCUGAAGGACCUGGAGAAGAGAUGCAGUGACCUUCAAAACAAGAACUGCCUCCUAAGGAAGAGAAGUUUUCCAGAAGUGCGGGAGCAGGUGAAGAGGCUCAAGCAGAAGAACGCCGAGCUAGCCGUCAUUACCAAGCAACUGGAAGAAAGAUCCCAGCAACUACACAAGACCAAUCUCAAGGUGAUCAAUGCUCCAAUACCGCUGCCYAUCCAAAGCCCCAGCGUGGAACUGUGCAUGAAAUCAUAUGCCCAGCAAAGAGCUAAGGAAAUGAGGGAACAUGCUAGAACUCUUCUGGUGAAGGAUAAGCAGAUAGAAAUCUUGCAGAAGAAGUUCUGGGAACUYCAGGCCAAACUGGCUGCAGACAAAGAGGGCUCAUACUGUCUCAGUUUCAGCAACUUCAGUCAUUUGAUAAGCAAAUCUCAGAGAGAAGCGUUAUGCUCCCAGAGACAGAUUGCAGUGAGGAACCUAAAGGAGUCUCUGAAUUCCUCAAGAAGYGUUCAAGAUGUUUCUUCUCCAGCGCGCCUAGUAACAAAGACAGUGGCAACAAGCACAGAUUCGAGCUUAGACAGCUCAUYUUUCUCAAAGGAAACACAAACAGAAAUUAUCACAUUAGCAAAAGAUACAGAGCAGUGGGAAUCACUUUUAGAAAGUGUGCCUGGGAAGURUGAAAACACCAUUUUAAGUACAGGCCAAGUCAACAAGCAGCAGAGAGACCUCUAUGUGGGAGUAGAGCUCGAUAAAAAGCUUAGCCAGCACAAAAACCUGGAACAAGAAGUUUCGAAAAAGCAGAAGAGAUGCGAAGAGUUAGAAGUGCAGCUUACAGAAGCGAUAAAUAAAAAUGCCAGACUUGCUAAAGAAAAUUCUCAGCUCAUUGGGAAGACUGAAUGGACAGAAAAGGUUCAAUCCGAAAACACCGAUCUCAAGGUGAAACUAACACGAGUAACAGAAGAGCGAAAUUCUGCCAUCCAAGAGACAAACCAUCUUCAAACCAAACUGGAAGAUCUAGAGCAUGAGCUGAAAGACAUGAGAAAAAUAGCAGAAAGAAAGCAACAGCUGGAGAAUGAGCAUGAGGAAACAAGGCUGGCGCUGCAGAAGAAAGAAGAGGAAGUCAGGCAUUUACAGAAGGCUCAAGGAGAAGUAAAAGCUGCACAUGAAGAAAUCACACGACAGUUCCAAGCCCAGAUGAGAGAGCUCAAGAAUCAGUAUCAGAAUCAAACUGAACAAUAUAAUCUGUUAUCUCAGGAACUCGAACAAUUGAAAGUAAAAAAAUCCAACCGUAUCAUUUCAGAGCUGCCACAUGUCACAUGUUUUUCUGCAACAACACAGACCGAUGCAGAGGAUGCCCACGAUCUUUGUUGCAGUGAAAAUAGUUCCGAUACUUUUGAGAAGCCCACAAAGUCCCUGGCAAGCCCAGCAAAUACCGUGAAAUCCGAUUCCACACCAGACAGUCCUAGGUCCUGCCACAUUUCAGAGGAGGACGCUGUAAGUGAGAUAGAAGAAUCAGUAACAGACAAACAUUCCUUAAUUCUGGAGUCUUCAAGACAACAACCGGCAAAGCUUAGAGUAUUUCUAGCCCGCUAUAGCUACGAUCCUUAUGAUGGUCCUAACAAGCACCCUGAAAUAGAGCUUCCUCUCACUGCUGGAGAAUACGUUUAUGUCUUUGGAGACAUGGAUGAGGACGGUUUCUUUGAGGGUGAACUGAUGGAUGGCAGAAGGGGGUUGGUCCCCUCUAAUUUGAUAGAAGAAGUUUCAGAUGAUGAGCUGAUGAUGACUGCACCUCCAGACUUCCUCCAGACAAGUGAUUUCUUGCAAAGUGCAGAUCACGAAGUGGGUUUUUGCAGCAGAAGCGAUGGCAGUGGGGGAAAAAAUGAUGGUCUUGAGGAAGGAAUCUGUAGCAGUGGGUUUAUCGAUAGGGCAGGAGACGCAGAGAUUCCUCUUGGUCACGCAUCCGUACCUCAUCCAAGAAAUCUCACAUUAAUGAAGCAAUUUGCAAGAAGUGUUAUUAUUGGCUGGGAGCCUCCGCUUGCACUAGGUAUGUGGGAGGAGGUGCAGAACUACAGCAUUUCUGUAGAUACCGAGUGUAGUUUCUGUAGCCAGAACGUGAGAUUUAGCUCUGAAACUCAAGCAGUGAUUAAAGACCUAGACUUGAAAAAUAAGACCUACCGAAUUUCAGUUCAAAGCGUAACAGAGAAAGGAUAUUCAGACAAGAUGCAAUGUACCAUCCUCGUAGGGAAAGACUUUCAUAUAGCUCCCGAAUGUUUGAAACUUCGGAGCAUCACUCCUACCUCAGCAGAGGUGACUUGGAUGCCAAGCAGCAGCAAUUACUUGCACGCUGUGUACCUUAAUGAAAGGGACUGUGAUAUGGCCAAGCCAGGGGUCUACUGGUAUCAUUUCCAAAGCUUGCAGCCCAACACUGAGUACGAAGCAAGAGUUGAAGCCUGGCCUAAGGAUAUGAAGUGGCACGCUCGCCACAAGUCAGGGCAAAAUUCAGCAACAGUUAGAUUUGUCACUCCGUCUGCAGGAGUACCCCAUGCGCCACUUGAUGUUCAGGUGGAGCCUGGACCAUCAGUGAAUUCUUUGCUUAUCAGCUGGCUACCAGUCACAAUCGAUGCUGAAGGCUCUUCCAAUGGAGUGCAAGUUACUGGUUAUGCCGUGUACAUCAACGGGCAGAGAGUGAAAGAAAUUUUAUCUCCAACAGCUGGGCGUGCCCUGGUAGAUUUGUCCCAUUUAGAAGCAUUCCAAGCAUCUCCAAAGGUUUCUGUGAGAACUUUGUGUCCAUAUGGAGAAUCUGUUGAUUCGGUGCCAGCUGUGAUUCCUCCAGCCUUGUUGAAUGCUCCCAGCUGCUCCUGCCUGCCUAAGUCUGCAUCUGUAAGACUGACACCUGGAAAGCCGUAUGAGGAAUUCCCAGACUCUCAGACUGCAACCCACAGCACUUCCUCUCUCUCCUCCUCACAGGUAACAAAUCAAGAUGCCAAACUGACCAUUCCCUUCACUGACAAGGGCUGCAGCUCUGUAACUUCACCCCCAGCAAAUAUUUCCCCAAAACAGUUUUCUCCCGAGUCUAGCAUGAUGCAGGGGCUUGCCACAUUGCCACUGAAGUCAGGCAUUGCAAAAAAUCAAGGUGAUAACGCGUGUUUACCAGCUUAUCAUCAGGCAGAAGUCAGUGCGCAGGCAUCAAGACUUGACUUUUCUGCUACAUGGCAUGAAGAUUCRUUAGGGUUUAGGCAAGAAGAUUUUUUUGAGGAUGUUCAGUGGAAUAAGACAGGAAAACAGUGUGUCCUUAAAAGCAAUUUACUCGAAAAUCCGCCAGUCAAAAGCAAUAUGUACMAGUCUAGGAUGGUUCAUUAUGCUGAUUCUGAUAAUAGUUUGGCUGACUUUUCAACUUCUCGGAGAGAUGCUAUGGAAGAUGAUGGAGCUUGUUUGAGCUCUAUACAUCUAUAUUUUAGUCAGCCUGAACCAGAGAAAGUUAAUUCUAGAGACAAUGGAACAAAUCAGUUAUCUGUCCAGGAAACCCUGUAUGAUUCUACUGAUAAGAAACAAAUAGAGUUACCUGAAGAAAUCUCCAGUGUGGGACAACCUAAAAGGGAAAAAGAGGAAGGCUGGACAUCAAGAAUAGGAAACUGGAAGUCAUAUUAUUCCAAUUAUCAAAGCCAUAGUUAUGGUCUUUCAGAUAUAAUGGAAGAAGAAGAGGGCUCAGAUUUAGGUGUUCAUGAACUAAAUAGCACAGAGACUGCAGAUCAUAAUGGUUCUAGCCUGUAUGAAUCUCCAGCUUUUCCUUCUCAGUAG
Messenger RNA from Nothoprocta perdicaria, 4632 nucleotides. RefSeq names its product peripheral-type benzodiazepine receptor-associated protein 1-like. The record is from RefSeq and is a predicted model, not a curated record. Gene Ontology annotation, biological process: neuromuscular synaptic transmission. The coding region runs from base 1 to 4632 and encodes 1543 amino acids. The transcript is spliced from 2 exons. Gene Ontology annotation, molecular function: protein binding. NCBI's taxonomy places the organism in Eukaryota, Metazoa, Chordata, Aves, Tinamiformes, Tinamidae.